CAUUCCCUGAACUUUCUAUUAUGAAAGAAAAUUCAAAUAUCAACAAUGAAACAAGUCAAACACAUCUAAAUAGCUGAAUCAUAUUCAAAUCUAUAGUAGUAUGGUAUCAUUCUAGUCCUUGCAAAGAAGAGGAGAAGUUAUUCAUGGGGAUCAGAUUUGGAUAUUUUGUACUUCUACUCAUAUUUACUUGUUUCUUUACAUUCUCUUCAGCCAUUGACAUCAUAAAUGCUAAUGAAUCUCUUGCCAACUCUGAAGCUCUGAUUUCCAAUGGAAAUAGAUUCAAGUUAGGUUUUUUCAGCCGGUCAAAUAGCAGCCGACGUUACCUCGGUAUCAUGUACAAUCUCCCGGUGAUGACUGUUGUAUGGGUAGCUAACAGAAAUAAGCCUCUCAAUGAUUCCUCUGGAACAUUUCAGAUAUCAUCAGAUGGAAAUCUAGUGAUCUUGGAUGGUCGGAAGGAGAUUGUAUGGUCGACUAAUCUCUCAUCUUCUGUAGCUAAUUUGAGUGCUGUGCUCUUGGAUACAGGGAAUCUGGUUCUGCAAGAUAACUCCAACGGUGAAUAUGUUUGGGAGAGCUUCCGACAUGCUUCGGAUUCUUUUCUACCAACUAUGCGGCUUUUUGUAGAUGUGAAUAGGAACGAGAAGAAUGUACUGAUGUCGUGGACAAGCCCUGAUGAUCCGGCACCUGGAAGGUUCGCCAUGAAAAUUAUGCCGGACCUUGAAGGGACGUAUAUUUUGAAGGAUGGUAAUAUUCCGUACUGGUACAGUGGUCCGUGGAAUGGUCAGACAUUCAUUAGGCUGCCUGGAAUGAGAGCUUUGUAUAACGAUGGAACUACUGUAGGCAGUGGUUCUCCAGGAACUGCGUAUUACAUGUUUAACGUUCCAAAUUCGUCUGUUUUGCAAUAUUAUGUCUUGACAUCUUCAGGGGUUGUAGAGGAGAGGGAGUGGUCUUAUGAGAAGAAAGCCUGGGAUGUAACAUCAACGCGUAACGAGUGUGACAUUUAUGGCAAGUGCGGAUCUUUUGGAAGCUGUGAUGCUCGGGAGACUCCAAUUUGUACCUGUUUCCGAGGCUUCUCGCCAAAAGCUGAAGAUGAGUGGGAUGCAGGAAACUGGACUAGUGGAUGCACAAGAGAAACUCCCUUAAAAUGUGAACACAACACUUCUUUGGGGAAAGAGGAUGAGUUUCUGAAGAUGGCGGGGGUAGGGUUGCCCGAUCAUUAUAUAUUGUUUCCCGUUGAUAAAGACUGCAGAGGCGCGUGCUUGGGUGAUUGUUCUUGUAUAGCUUAUGCCGAUGUUACUGGAAUUGGGUGUAUGCACUGGUCUCAUAACUUAACUGAUGUUGUCAAGUUUGCUUCCGGUGGUGAAGACUUGUACGUUCGACUGCCCUAUCCACAACUGCAUAAGAAGCAUGACAGAAGAGCGAUUAUCGCAACAACGGUGGUUAUGGGGUCUAUACUAAUUGGUCUAUGCACAUACUUUGCGCGAAAAAAAUUAUCGAAUUACAGAGCAAGGAAGAAUAAGAAAGGACUGAUAUUCUCCCAAAGAAAGGAAAGUGAACUCGAGGAACUGCCUGUAGUUAGAUUCGAGAUGCUCUCAAAUGCGACAGAAAAAUUUGAUCGAACCAAAAUGCUUGGAGAGGGUGGCUUUGGUCCAGUCUACAAAGGGAAACUGCCAAAUGGACAAGAAAUUGCUGUAAAACGGCAAGCAAGAUCCUCCAACCAAGGGGCGGAAGAGUUCAUGAAUGAGGUUGUGGUGAUCUCAAAGCUUCAGCAUCGCAAUCUUGUCAAAUUAAUCGGUUGCUGUGUUGAGCAUGACGAAAAGAUGCUAGUUUACGAAUAUAUGCCCAAUGGAAGCUUGGAUGCCUUUCUCUUUGGUUCACAUAAACGAGAGUUUCACAACUGGCAAAUGCGCAAAUCAAUUGUUGCGGGGAUUUGUCGAGGCCUGCUUUACCUACAUAGAGACUCGAGGCUAAAGAUUAUCCACAGAGAUCUCAAGGCAAGCAACAUCUUGUUGGAUGAGGAGUUGAACCCUAAAAUUUCCGACUUUGGUAUGGCAAGAAUAUUUGAUGGCAAAGCUGAUCAAGCCAAUACAACAAGGGUUGUUGGGACAUAUGGCUAUAUGUCCCCGGAAUAUGCACAUCGUGGAAUGUUCUCUGAGAAAUCCGAUAUCUAUAGCUUUGGCGUCCUAUUACUGGAGAUUCUGAGUGGAAAGAAGAAUUCCAGUUUUUGUGAUGAAGAUCAACAAUUCCUUACAGCUUAUGCAUGGAAAUUGUGGAAUGAAGGGAAGAUUACAAAUUUGAUGGAUCCUUCACUAUAUGAUAGUGCAAGUGCAAUUGAAGAUGAUAUAGUGAGAUAUGCAAAUGUAGGACUUUUGUGUGUUCAAGAAAUAGCAGCAGAUCGGCCUAACACGUCGACUGUGCUGUCGAUGCUUAGCUGUGAGAUCGUAGAGCUUCCUCGCCCGAAGCAACCAGCGUUUGUUGGGAUUCAGAGCUCUCAAUCGACCGAGCUAUCUAGCAAUGAUGUCACUAUUUCUAUAUUAGGAGGAAGGUAGUUUUGAGACCUCUUUUCCAUGUAUAUUAUGGCUAUGAGAGUAAGAUGAUUAUGUAUGUUUGUCACAUGUAAUUGUAUUAUGUUGGUGAAGACAGUGAUCUUGUUUGCAAGAAACUAUUAGCACU
This is a messenger RNA of Salvia splendens (bonfire salvia), 2670 nucleotides long. RefSeq names its product G-type lectin S-receptor-like serine/threonine-protein kinase At1g11330. Gene Ontology annotation, cellular component: plasma membrane. The coding region runs from base 144 to 2546 and encodes 800 amino acids. The transcript has 7 exons. Gene Ontology annotation, biological process: protein phosphorylation; recognition of pollen. NCBI's taxonomy places the organism in Eukaryota, Viridiplantae, Streptophyta, Magnoliopsida, Lamiales, Lamiaceae. Gene Ontology annotation, molecular function: protein serine/threonine kinase activity; ATP binding. The record is from RefSeq and is a predicted model, not a curated record.